CACAAAUACCGGAAGUUUACAGUCACAUGACAGGAUGUGAACAUGUUUAUAUUUUGCAAUACAAAUUGACCAAUUUUUUUCCCUUAUGAGUUGCAAUGGACCCACGACAGCCAUCACGACAUCUCAGUGCUCCUGAAGUGGACUUCACUCGAAGCAUGGAUGAGGACUCCAUGGUGGACGGUCCUCUGAUCUCAGCUGAUGCCCUGCACUCUGCUAUCAGGAGAGAGUUUCAGACGCUACCCACACCCUGCCAUGCUGCUCUGCUCUCUGUGCUGCAUGUGGUGUAUGUCACUUUAUCAGUUUUGGUGGCCAUUAUGUGCAUUCUAAAAGAAGACGAUGUAGAACAGUGUAACAGCAUCUUGCAGUCUGUUGGAGGAGAGGGUGCCAUAGUGUUUGGUAAAGUUUUUCUAUGGGUAUUUGUUCUGCUGUUUACAAUCUGCGCCAAGUACCACCACCGGCAGGCCAGAACCAGGGGCUACCUAAAAUUCUACAGACGCAUCCAAGAAGUAAUCCACCUGCCUCUGGUUUUUCACUCUGGGGGCAAUGCCAUGCUGCUGUGGAUUUUGGUUUCAAAAAUACCACAGGAUCUGAAAACAUACCUUGUGCUUGCUGUUCUGGCGACGGAGCUGCUGGUGGUGUUACCAUGUUUAGUAUAUUAUACAGUUAAAGUGGUGCAGUUUAAUCAGGAGAGAGCGGCGCCUGAUGUGAGCCAAGAGGAGCAUUCGCACAACUUCAGCGUGACCAGUGUGCCAAUAGAGACUGGAUUCAGGGAGGGCUCCAGUCUGGCUGAGGUGGUGGACAAGCAGGCCGACCUGAUCGAGUAUCUGAAACAACACAACACUCUGCUGAGCAGGAGACUGCUCAAUCUCACUGCACAGCACUAGUCUGUGCUAGCCUUCUGUUUAUCAUUUUACUAACUGGAAAAAAGUAGAUGGUGUGGGUAUUCUAAGAAAGACUGUGGAGGAAAAGCACUGCUGAAGACUUGCACCUGUACGCACUGACUUGUUGGAGCCUCCUCACCUGUGCUGCUCAAAUAACACAGAAGGUGGAGAACCGUUAAGGAGGUUAAGUGGGAGGAGGACAAGAGGAGUCAGGGGUCACAGAUCACAGAUCACAGCCCGAGGCUUUUAUCACUGUUCUAUGACCCUCAGUGACCCGCGCAAACUACUGCUGCUGCUCAGACUGUGGGAAUGCACUGUUUUAGACAUGAUCUGCACUAUACUGUCUCCCAGGAGAGCUCUUUGAAAACAUGGGGUACUGUUUAUUUGUUUAUGACAGUUUUUAUACUACUUUAUAUGCUCAGUCUCAUCUGAUUAUUUUUCUAACUUGGAAAAGUUCUGUGUUGUGGUUGUAAUAAAAUAUAUUUCUUAAUUUCA
Molecule: messenger RNA, 1376 nt
Organism: Boleophthalmus pectinirostris (great blue-spotted mudskipper)
Lineage: Eukaryota; Metazoa; Chordata; Actinopteri; Gobiiformes; Gobiidae
Gene: tmem192
Product: transmembrane protein 192
Exons: 6
Coding region: 96-884 (262 amino acids)
Cellular component (GO): lysosomal membrane; late endosome
Source: RefSeq, a predicted model, not a curated record